AUGACUACCAACUUCAGAGAGUGCGCCAAGCGAUUCGCAGAAAACUCAACACUCCGCGAAACAUGGGGUUGGCAUGGUAAGAUCAUCGGCAUCGAUUAUAACUCUACGACCCAGAUAUCCCGUGAAGGGUGCAUAUACCUUUGUGGUAACGGCGCGCAUUACUACCCGUGGAAAGACGUUUCAGGUGUAAUCACCACCUGGAUACUCCCAAUCAUCGGUGUUCUUUUGCAGGCACCUUUUGAGAGCAACGCAACUCAACGAACAUUGUUGGCCAUCACGCGAUGGGUUGGCUCGCCCAUCGCAUCGAUAUCCUACGUCCUAUGGAAUAUCAAAGUGUCUGCCAAGGCUGCCAUGAUGGUUGACAUGGCUGUCAAGUAUGACGAGACCCCCCAUCGCAAGACCGACUUCGGUAGCAUGCGAGACUCUAUGUAUCUCUUGCUGGUUAUGAAUCAGUACACGCUAAAGCCUACGGUCAUGUCGAAAGACCUUCAGAAAGAAGCCGAGGGCCUAUUGCGCAUCACGCUCUUUAGCAAAGACCUUGUGUUAACAGAUACCGACAAGACGCUCCGUCAAAUGAGACGCAUACUGGCCCGUGAGGUGCGUGAGAUGAGAAGAAGGGGGACCGUUCCGGUCUUUAUAUCCAUCAUGUGGUUCUUAUUCGCAUUUGCGCUUUCCAUUCAAGAUGCUUUCGGUGACCUGGGAAACAACUCAACCGCUCACGAUUUGGCAUUGGGCUGUUUGCUGGCCUGGUUCCCAGUUCUAAUUAUGGGCUCUAUUGUUGACCGCAAUCCCAUAGCAGCAGAAGCGAUCCGCAAAAAGCUCAGCACCUUGGUCGAUCACGUCCGUCACGCACUACGCGACAAGCAACAUCGCGACGAAUUCAUCAAGACCUUUAGAGAUCAACCAGACUACCAUGAGCUGAAGUGCCGUAUCGAGAGUGUGGCGGACAAGGGCGAGUACAUGGAAGAAUUCUUCGUGGAUUUCGCUGGCCAGGCGAGAAUUCGAUGGCAUUAUGGUGCCGCACAUGCAAUUCUCUCUGAUAUAGAAGACUGCUAUAUUGAGAGGAAAGGCCGUAAUUGGCUGGCUAAUGAGCGCGAAGCACGAGCAAGUCUUGUGUUGGGGCCUGUCAAUGAGGAAGGGUUGGUUUGGUUCGAUGUACGAGAGUUCUGGCAAGUGCUAAGUGCCAUCAUCAUCGUUGCUGGAAGUUGCGGAGGUGCAUUCAUCUUAAGUUACUUCACACCCACCGUUGGCCUCGGUUGCCGCAGUGGAGGAUACACCAUCUUCUUCGCUGUUGCAUUGGGCCUGCUUAUCGUCGAAAUGACCGUCUGGAUGUUCCUUUCGCCGUACGAGUUCGAUGCGCUAUGCGAGCUGGGGAAGACUCAAGCGAAGAGCUUCGCGAAUGGUUGA
Messenger RNA from Alternaria postmessia, 1407 nucleotides. RefSeq lists its product as uncharacterized. NCBI's taxonomy places the organism in Eukaryota, Fungi, Ascomycota, Dothideomycetes, Pleosporales, Pleosporaceae. The transcript is spliced from 3 exons. The record is from RefSeq and is a predicted model, not a curated record. The coding region runs from base 1 to 1407 and encodes 468 amino acids.